CAAAAAAGGAAAAAGGCAUUGCAUCGGUUGGCGCGAAAAUAGAGAAGAAAGAAACCCUAAUUUAUGCAAGGAACCGGUUGCUCUUUCCUAAAUUAAACCCUUUUUCCUUUUCCAUUCUCUUCUCGAUACAACAACCCCCAACCAUGACGAUACUCCGAUCUCGCGAAAUACCAUCGGUCUCCGGCAAGCCACGCCCCAAACGACAAUCCUCCGACAUCAUCCAGCCGUCGACUCCCGCUCGGAAACAAGAGCCCAGUGCUCCCUCACUCGACCGAUCGAGUCCACCCACUAACACUUUCCGGAGGCGAAGAAGUCCUCGUCUUGAAUCUCUGAAUGGGUUUACUGAGAAAGAGGUUAGCAUCUUAGUUUGUAGCAAUAGAAAAUCGAAUGUUGGUGAAAGGUUCUUGAGUUUGCGGUCGGGGAAGAAAGUUGCUAAUGGAAUCGAAACCAGUGGGAGUGAAAUUGAUUCUAGAAAGUUGGAUUUGGUUGAAGAAACUAAUAUCGUGAGUAAGGAAUUGGACAACAGUGGAGAUGAUGCACUUGUUAGAAGUGAGGAAAAGGGAAAGUCAGUGAUGGCUGAAGUGAAUGAUGUGGAGAUGAAAUGCGAUGAGAAGCCAAGCAGCUCGGUGAAUCGAAGAAAAUAUACAAGAGAGGAGAAGGCUAAGGGUAUUCAGGUCGAGAAUCUCUCUCCUCCUAUCACCACUGUUGGUGUUGAAGAAAUGGAUAUCGACAACUCAAUUGACAUUCAGAACCCACCUGAAGGAGCCUCUCUAACAAAAUCGUCAGUUAAUGCACAGAAUCAAAAUGGAAACGCGUCAAGAAAUCAGCAAUUUCGUGACUUUGCGGAGAGAAAUGCUUCCAGGUUUGCUCGUUUUGAUGUUGAAAUGGAGGAAGAAGAGGAAUCGUCAGACAAAGAGGAGGUUGAGCUACAAGUCGAGGAUUGGCCUGGCCCUUUCUCUACCGCCAUGAAAAUUAUGAAGGACCGAGAAGAGAACACGAUUCUGCAUGAUGGUGUUCCUUUCUCCUCCGACAUAGAAAGAUCUUCUUCGCCAAUUGUUUGGCCCCCCAGAAGAAGCGACAGUUUCACCUCUCCUCCUCCACGAGCUCCAUCUCUGCAAGAACUAUCCAUGCGAGUUCUUGUCAAGAACGCUGAUGCCAUCACUUCGCUUGACUAUGUUCCAGACUCCCUGAGGGUUAAGCUUUGUCAAUUGCUUUGUGAUUCGAGGAGGAUGGACGUCCACUUUCUUGAUCUUCUUGUCCGUGGAUCUCCGACAGGGAUUUGUGUUCCCGACUGCUCAUGGCUGACCGAGGAACAGUUCACCGAAUGUUUUAAGAACUGUGACACCAGCAACUUGAUGGUUCUUCAACUCGACCAGUGUGGGCGUUGUAUGCCAGAUUAUGUACUACCCUCCACCUUGGCAAGGUCACCAAAAAGCUUGCCGAUGCUGUCUUCUCUAUCUUUAAGUGGUGCAUGCCGGCUUUCCGAUGUGGGGCUGCGGGCACUUGUUUCCGUUGCCCCUGCGAUUACAUCUAUCAAUCUCAGUCAAUGCUCUCUUCUAACAUCAUCUACCAUUGACAUGUUAUCUGAUUCAUUGGGGUUAGUUUUAAGGGAACUAUAUCUCAAUGAGUGCCAAAGCAUCGACCUGAAGCUUAUUCUGACUGCAUUAAAAAAGUUCGAGAAGCUGGAGGUAUUGUCUCUUGUGGAUCUUCCUUCAGUCAGGGGUCGGUUGCUUAGGGAAUUUAUUACUGCUAGAGGACAAGCCCUGAAACAGCUAACUCUGUCCAACUCUGUGAAAUUAACUGACUCUUCUAUAAAAGACAUCUCUGAAAACUGUCCUAAUUUAAGAGUGCUUGACCUGGCUAACGUAUGCAAGCUGACGGAUUGUGCUCUGGGUUACCUUGCAAAUGGUUGUCAAUUUCUGGAAAAAUUGAUUUUUUGUCGCAACUCUUUCAGCGAUGAAGCUGUAGCUGCGUUUGUAGAAACCUCAGGCGGUUCACUGGUGGAACUAUCACUAAACAACGUCAAGAAGGUUGGCCACAACACGGCCUUAGCCCUUGCUAAAUUUUCAGAAAAGCUGCAGAUUUUGGAUGUUUCCUGGUGCAGAGAUAUGUCCGACAAUGCACUAGGCUACAUUGUCGAUAGCUGUUCAUCUCUGAAAGUGUUGAAAGUGUUUGGAUGCACUCAGAUUACGGACACAUUCGUUCUAGGUCACUCGAACCCUAAUGUUGAGAUCUUAGGUUUGAAGAUGGAUCCCUUCUUGAACCACCUUACAAAGAACCAUCCAGAUAGCUGAAAGAGCCAUAAUCUUAUCUCUCUGCGUUGUUUGUUUUUGGAGGAGAAUAGCAGAGACGGUUUACUAUUUUGUCUGAACAUGCACCUUUUGGUCUUUAUCUAGUAUUUAAUAAAUAGCAUCGGUAAGUUUUUGGUUUCGUGA
Molecule: messenger RNA, 2435 nt
Organism: Brassica oleracea var. oleracea
Lineage: Eukaryota; Viridiplantae; Streptophyta; Magnoliopsida; Brassicales; Brassicaceae
Exons: 6
Coding region: 144-2294 (716 amino acids)
Biological process (GO): SCF-dependent proteasomal ubiquitin-dependent protein catabolic process
Cellular component (GO): SCF ubiquitin ligase complex
Source: RefSeq, a predicted model, not a curated record